Poecilia reticulata (guppy) is the source of this 1003-nucleotide messenger RNA. It is a transcript of the gene tspan9b, whose product is annotated as tetraspanin 9b. Gene Ontology annotation, biological process: regulation of vascular endothelial growth factor signaling pathway. NCBI's taxonomy places the organism in Eukaryota, Metazoa, Chordata, Actinopteri, Cyprinodontiformes, Poeciliidae. The record is from RefSeq and is a predicted model, not a curated record. Gene Ontology annotation, cellular component: plasma membrane.
CUUCCAGAACUCUGAUUUGCAGCAUCCAGAGCAAAGAUGGGAAAAGCAAACUCCUGCCUGAAGUUGGCUUUUAUCCUCCUCAAUGUGUUUUUCGUGGUCAUUGGAUUCGUGAUCAUACACGUGUCCGUGAUGUCGUCUUACUCCAGCUACAAGGUUUCUGGAUUUAAUGACCUCAACCUGUUAAAGAUAUGGGUGUUCGCCCUGGUCGUCCUCUUCAUCGCCGUCCUGGGAAUCUACGCCGCCGUCACAGAGAACAACGUCAUGCUGAUGAUCUUCGCAGGUCUGACGAUAAUCAUGAUGAUCAUCUAUCUGAUUAUGGGGGUUUUAUUCACUAUCUAUAGAAAAGUGCUAAUAGAUAAUUUCUACAAACCUGAUGAAGAAAUGAUGAAGCUCCUACUUAACGGGACCGAGAUUCAAGAAAUACAAAAAAAAGGCGAAUGCUGCGGAGUGUUUCGUGCAGAAGACUGGGGUGCGAUCAUCCCACCAUCCUGCGAAUGCACAGUAAAAGGACCGGACACGAAAUCGAAAUGUAAACCCAGACCUCAGGGAACCACGGGUCCAGAUCAGAUCUUUUCAGAGCCCUGCAAAGACUUUUUUAAUAUAGUAAUUAGAAUGAUUCCGACUCUUUGCAUGGUGCUUUUCUAUGGAUUUCUUUCCGUUGAAAUUCUUCUUCUGGCGCUCAGCUGCCUCCUGAUCCAUCAAAUCAGAAGAUCCAACUCAGGCUGCGCUUUCACAUGAGGAAACCUUGAAAGUCACUUUCUUUCUCUCUUUUCAAGAAAAAAUCAAGACAUCAUCAACUGACUGGUCCAUAUAAAUUUUAAAUUGGUAAAAUGUAAAUAGAAUCAUACUGCAAACUGAAUUAUUUCAGAUGUUUUGUUUUUGUGACCACGCAGUUAUUAGUGUAAAGUAAGAAAUCUGCAAAUAACCAACAAAAAUAAAAUGUUAUAUAUUCUUGUCAGAGGUUUUGCUCUUGAUGUGGAUUAAAACUUUUACUGAAAUAUAA